AUGCCGUUCCUCUUAUGUGCAAUCAAGACUUUGGCUACUGCUUUACGGCACCAUGACCAUGGAAACGAGUUGUAUCAGGCUACGAUACUUAAGAUGUAUUGUGAUUCGCUUGAACUCGUCGGUAAAGCGCUCAAGGGAGCUCAAGGUGCCUUUGACACUGAGCACAGCAUCGCGAUAAUGUGCCUGGCAGUGACGGAUAUUAUAAUCCCAAAGCUGGAAUCCGGUUGGAUGACGCACGUGAAGGGCCUUGGGGAUAUAGCAGAACAUCUCGGACCGGAACCUUUCAGUAGUGGCAUUUGGCAUACACUUUUCAUUGGAUUCAGGCCUCUGCUAUUGAUCAGCUCGAUCCUAAACCGACGAAAAACGUUCCUCGCGCGAGAGGAAUGGAACACUACGCCGUUUCGCGGACAGACCGUCUCCAUGAUGCAGCUACUUCUUAACAAAGCUAGCGAGCUUCCCAUCCUUCUAGAAAGAUACUAUGAAAUUGGCGAGCUUGCCGACGCGUCUAAGAAUGUUGUUAUCGAACAGCUCUGCAAAGACUUCCGAAACUUUGUCAAGAGACUUCGGGACUGGGAACUCAGCGUACGCUCCAGAGCGCCGUCUCCUUUGUUUUGGUUGAGGCCCAAUCCCAAGAACAUAUCUCCCUCAUAUGGGAAUGUUCUCUGGUUCCCAAGCAUCAUGGUGGCGUCCAGCCUGACCCAUUACUGGGCAUUUGAGAUUAUCGCAAGACAGCAUCUCAAUAUCCUCAGCAGAGCAAUUACUGCUAAUACGGGCUGUAUUGAUCAAGGAUGUGUGAAGACUCUUACUGGGUCUACUGGUGAAAAGCCAGUAGAGGCUCUAGCAGAGAUGAUCUGCGACAGCAUGCCAUAUCUAAUGCAGCCAGAAAUGAGAUUAUGCGGUCCUGGCUCUGCCUUCUUUACCCUUACAACGGCUAUUCAAGUGUUUCGAAGUAAGGAGGAUCAGGACAGCUUUCAACUUUUUCGCUGCCAGCAGAUCGUCGAUCGCUUAGCAAAUAUUGGGAUUCACUUCCCAGUUAUAUAG
This is a messenger RNA of Aspergillus affinis, 1041 nucleotides long. RefSeq lists its product as uncharacterized. The transcript is spliced from 3 exons. Lineage: Eukaryota; Fungi; Ascomycota; Eurotiomycetes; Eurotiales; Aspergillaceae. The record is from RefSeq and is a predicted model, not a curated record. Bases 1 to 1041 code for a protein of 346 amino acids.